Molecule: messenger RNA, 2460 nt
Organism: Hydractinia symbiolongicarpus
Lineage: Eukaryota; Metazoa; Cnidaria; Hydrozoa; Anthoathecata; Hydractiniidae
Exons: 2
Coding region: 759-1973 (404 amino acids)
Source: RefSeq, a predicted model, not a curated record
ACCGCUGUUCGUAAAACUGAUCAAUAAUAUAUUAAACUAUCCAUAUGUUCUCAGAGGGACAUUUUUGUUUUAAAAAAAAAUGUCAGAAAAUUUAAUCAAAAUUUCUUGUUGUAUAAUAAUAGAAGGAAAAUUGAAAAAAAUUUUGAUUUACAUAUUCCCUGUUUUCUCAGAGUUACUCUUUUGCCGCUUUUGCUAUAUCGACUUAUAAUUCAAGUAUUAAGGGGACUAAGAAAUGCUUCCAUCUGCGCUCCACCAUAGAGAUCAUUAGAUACGUGCUAGUUUGAUUUUUUAUUGUAAAACAAACCCUAGUGCAUAAAAAAGUGCAAUUUUUAACAGCGACUUAUGUGUAGGCCAUAAAAUCAAAAACAAACAUACGUUUCGCAUUCUAUUUGAAAGCACAUAAGUAGUUUACACCUGUUGAAAAGUAUACCGAAAGUGAGUGAUUAAUACUGAAUAUGAUAAGCAUAAAAAAAUCGGUGUAUAUGUGAAAAACUACGAUGGCCCUGAAGGUUCAUUGUGCGCACGCACAAAUUUCCUCAACGCGCACCAUUCCAGGGAACAUAAGUGCUUUAAUUUACGCGCGCUCAAGUUAUAGUCUUGCACGCACAGCUUUGAUGCACGCACCAUUGUAUUAAUACGCGCAAGGAAAAAUUCAUUCACGCCCGCGAGAGCAUUUUGGCACAAAUUUAAUCGAUAUUUUCCAUCUGGUCCUGAUUUUGUUAAAUUUUCAUUGCUUUGUUUGCGGGGCAGGAAACAACAUGGCGACAUCGUAUCUGCCUUGUUUAAGUUCAAAAUGUUUUGAUAGAGAUGCUUUAAUAACUUCUUACUUUGGACAAGGCUUUAGUAAUCUAGAAAUCCUGGGAUUCUUAGCAGCACAGCAUGAUGUGUUUAUGAGUUUGUCUACCUUGAAGAGAACGCUUUCCAAGUUGGGACUGUAUAGACGACAUCCGGCUAAGAUCGAAGACAGAGAAGAAAUUAAAAAAUUGGUUUCAAUGGAACUACUCGGCAGUGGAAACUCAAUGGGGUACAGAAAGGUUUGGAAUGUAAUAAAGAAUUUGGGGAUUCCUGCUAAGCGAGCUACUAUCAUGGAAAUCAUGCGAGAAUUAGAUCCCGAAGGUGUGUCCACGCGGAGGAAAAGGCGGCUGAGGAGAAGGGUCUAUACAGUCCCUGGACCUGAUCACCUAUGGCACAUCGAUGGAUAUGACAAGCUCAAACCAUUCGGAUUCAGUGUACAUGGUUGUAUCGACGGGUUUUCGCGGAGAAUUAUUUGGUUAGAAGUAGGUGUAACCAAUAAGCAACCAGAAGUAAUCGCACAUUAUUACAUUCAAGCUGUGAAACAGAUGAAUGCAGUUCCCCUACGUAUUCGCUCCGACGACGGGACGGAGAAUAGUAUCGUAGAAGCUAUACAAAUUGCACUGCGCUCUGCUCAUGAUGAUGAAUUUCAAGGGUUGGCCAGCUAUUUAAUCGGGGCAUCAACGGCAAAUCAACGCAUUGAAUCCUUAUGGUCGCAAUUCCGAUACGACAGGAUUAUAUGGUGGCGAAAUUUUUUUAAGGAGUUAGUAGAUUUUGGAUUACUUGGCUCAGGUAAUCCAGUUAUAACUGAGUGUGUCAGAUACUCUUUCAUUCAUUUGAUAAGGAAAGAUUUGAAGGAAUUCGCGGAGAGAUGGAACAAACAUAUACUGGCGCCAAGUUCUAACAAAAUACUGCCUCGUGGUCGGCCGGAUACCUUAUACUUUGUACCAGAAAUUUUCAACUCUCAAUCCUUUAGAAAAGAAGUAGACUUAGCAGAAGUGGACGAAUUUGACGACCCACAAUUUUGCGUUUCCUUGCAAGAUAACAGCGCAGAAUUUUUAGAAUUCGCAAAAAUUGUUUUUGAAAUGAAUAAUGGAAGAAGUAACAGACGGCUAGAAAAAAUAACUGAGGCGUUUGAAGUUUAUAUUAGUUUAUUAGAAGCUGUGAACAAAUACAUGUAGAAUACAUGCUUAACAUUGAUUGAUUCAUCUUUAUUCAAUUCCUGUCCGGACGAGUCACAUAGUCGGAUAACCAACUGAAACGUAUUCUCAUUAAAGAAAUUCUUCCCAUUAUCUGGGAAGAAAUAUUUUAAAGAGAUGUCUUUAAGCUCCUCAAAAGAUGGAUCGUCUGCCGCCUCAAAUGUCGCAAAUCUAUGUCCACCACCCUCAGACUGCUUAACGGUAACAAAAUUGCCACAUAUGCCUUUUCUUUGGUAUCUCACUUGCACUUUCAUUGACUUUGAAGACUUAGGUGUAUUUUGUUUGUUCGGCGUUUUCUUUUGUAUUUGAUUCAGCAAUUUAUUAAGGCGUACUUCAGUCUUCUCCUUUUUAGGAUGGGAGGAUAGUUGAGUGUCUCCAUUAGUUUCUCUGCUGCGUUUAGCAUUAGGGUUACUGCCGAUAGAAGGGUUGGUGGUGAUGGUGGUGCAGCUUGCGGUAACAUGACUGUUGA